This is a messenger RNA of Mandrillus leucophaeus (drill), 1814 nucleotides long. It is a transcript of the gene SRD5A1, whose product is annotated as steroid-5-alpha-reductase, alpha polypeptide 1 (3-oxo-5 alpha-steroid delta 4-dehydrogenase alpha 1). Gene Ontology annotation, biological process: steroid biosynthetic process. The coding region runs from base 1 to 522 and encodes 173 amino acids. Gene Ontology annotation, molecular function: 3-oxo-5-alpha-steroid 4-dehydrogenase activity. The transcript has 5 exons. NCBI's taxonomy places the organism in Eukaryota, Metazoa, Chordata, Mammalia, Primates, Cercopithecidae. The record is from RefSeq and is a predicted model, not a curated record.
AUGAAUGUUACUGAGGAUGACGUUUGUACAAGAAAGUGCUUAAUUUACCCAUUUCUGAUGCGAGGAGGAAAGCCUAUGCCACUGUUGGCGUGUACAAUGGCGAUUAUGUUCUGUACCUUUAACGGCUAUUUGCAAAGCAGAUACUUGAGCCAUUGGGCAGUGUAUGCUGAUGACUGGGUAACAGAUCCCCGUUUUCUAAUAGGUUUUGGCUUGUGGUUAACGGGUAUGUUGAUAAACAUCCAUUCAGAUCAUAUCCUAAGGAAUCUCAGAAAACCAGGAGACACUGGAUACAAAAUACCAAGGGGAGGCUUAUUUGAAUACGUAACUGCAGCCAACUAUUUUGGAGAAAUCAUAGAGUGGUGUGGCUAUGCCCUGGCCAGCUGGUCUGUCCAAGGCGCAGCUUUUGCUUUCUUCACAUUUUGUUUUUUAUCUGGUAGAGCAAAAGAGCAUCAUCAGUGGUACCUCCAGAAAUUUGAAGAGUAUCCAAAGUUCAGAAAAAUUCUAAUUCCAUUUUUGUUUUAAGUGCAUUUUCAACGAAAUUAUCUUCAAGUUGAAGCUUUCCAAUGGUGUUUCUCUAGGGACUUUGUAAAUAAGUUAUAUCUUUGUAAUUUUCCUGCUACUUCAUCAUUUUCAAGAUGUCCUCUAGAAAUAUUUUUUCUAGUAAUUUUGCAAGCUACCUAAUAAGUACUUAAAUAAACUGAAAUGAAGGUUGAAGUAUCCUACUGUGUAACAGAUCAGAAUUUCAAACUCCAGGUAAUAACUGCUGACAUUUGUUCGAAUUUCGAAUUUGCCUCUUUUGGCUAUGUCUUGCCAAGUGUGUCUAAGACUAGAGUUUACAACUGUCUUUGAUGGCAUUUUCAGAACAAUAAAUGUCACAAUCCCUUCUAUAGCCCCCUACAGUGAUCCCUUCAAGGUCAACAGCAGUGUUGCUUUCCCCCUGUAGGGCUGGGAUAUGUCUUGGAGCCCUCUCUCGGAGGCCACAGAGGCCGGGGGUAGCCAUUGUGCAGUCAUGGCCCAGGGGAAACUUGCCAACCUUCAUUGUCAGGUGCUGUGUGUAAGUGGAGAACUUGGGGAUAGAGGAGGAAGCUCCUUGUGGCUCUUCCAAGGCGGGGCAAAGGCAUCUGGACUUGUUCCAGCCCAGCCCCCCAGGUGACAUCACCAGGCAGGGAGGGGUGCUGGUGGUGGUUUAGACUGAGUAAGUUGCUUUGCCGUGCAAGUGGCUCCUGGGCCCUAAACAGGCACCUUUAGGCCAUGGGUCACUCACCAUGAGCCAUCAAUAUGCUCUGGUCUGACAUGGUUUCUCUUUGUCCUCUAGUCUAGACCUAGUUUUUUGUUCUGUUCUCCACGUAUGGAUAUAGUAGAGAUUAUUGUCUGUGAAAUUUCUCCUUUGUGGAUUUUGAGUUUUCCGUUGUAGUGUAAAGAAUGAUUACCUUCUGUAACAAUAAAAAGACCACUUUUUAAGAUUUAUCCUGUUCUUUGUCGAUUGAAACAUAAUAAUUAUAUUGUUAAGAUUCUCUACAGCCUUCUUUUUCUUCCAUAGCUAAUCUUCUUCUAAUUGUUUUUUGCUUUCUGUUUUGCUGUUGCUGCUUUGCAAAGCUUUUCCCUCAUAGCCUGUACCUGUUAUCAGUAUAAAAUAAUCUUCCUGUUGAAUGCUUCAUGACUUGAAUUCUACUUUGAUGAAAACAUUGCCAUACUGCUUUUUAUCUUGAUGAAUUCAUCUGGCAUUUCUUUGCUUUAUCGUCUCAUCUGGAGUUUUUAAAUGCCAUUUGUUUUAGUUGUCUUUAACAACAUAAUAAAUAGACUUUGCCAUUUAA